ACCCCCCUCCCCCCUUCCCUCCUCCUCCGGUUUUGCACUGUAGACGUGUGGCUCUUGUCAAAUCUUUGUUUUGUCUUGUCAAUCUGCUCAGUUGCUGGGACGUGCCUUGUUUCUCAAACCUAUAUUGCGCAGGCGUGAUCCAAUCUGAGCCCAGCGAAAUGCUCUUGGAUAUAGAAUGGGAUCACCCUCUCUGCUCCGAUAUCGUGUUAACCUAUUUCUGGGAGUGAGUGAACCAAGACGCUGCGGGCGGUCUACUUCCUGGACUCAUCCUUGAGGGAAAUCGGAGCGUGCACGUUUCGCCGGUCACUUUUUCGGCACAAACAACGGACGUCAACCUGUGGAUGACAAGGCGAGCGAAUCAAAGAGAUUACAUUCGCGGCUCCGCAGUAGCGUUGUCACAGCCCCCUCUGCCAUUAAAAUCUAGGGCGCGUGGCUUGGCUGUAAGCGGCUGCGCAUCCCGCGGUUUUUAUGAAAGGGGAAAACGCGCAGUCCGAAAGUGAAUCGAUUUCGGUUUAUGAAUGGCCCUGACAUGGAGGAAAUUCCGUUUCAGAAAGUCAAAACCCGGAGGAAGAGAGGCCACUGUCCGUCCGGAUCCCGUUUGAAUGCCAUCGCCUGCGAGGACGAGUUUGACUGCAAGGAGCUGGAAUCGCUCUUUCAAAUUUACAACCUGAAACUGGAGCAGACCUCGACCCUGAAGGCGCUGGCGGUUUUGAUCGUCAUGGCAUCAACUUUGGCUCUGGUGGAACUGAUGUCCGGUCCCAGCCUCACCAUCUCUAAGGGAUCCCAUCCGGUGCACUGCAUCAUAUUCGUCUCCUUGUUCAUUGUCACCAAUGUCAAGUACCUGCACGUGACACAACUUCAGCAGAUCGUCAAGCUGACCCUGCUCUUCAGUUUCACCUUCGCUUUUCUCUGCUGCCCGUUCUCUCUGGGCGCCUACGGCGUGGAGCCGCCGACGUCCCCGGAGCAGGGGAUGUGGCAGCUCAUGCUAGUCACGUUUGUCGCCUACUCGCUCCUGCCUGUUCGGACUCUGCUGGCCGUGCUAUUUGGAAUUAUGGUGGCCGUGUCCCACGUUAUCGUAACAGCCACGUCAGUCACUGCCAAAAGACAGAGAUUGUGGAGAACGCUGGUGGCCAACACGGUCCUCUUCACCAGCGUCAACCUGUCGGGCGUGUUCGUGCGGAUCCUCUCUGAGCGCGCUCAGAGGAAGGCCUUUCUGCAGGCGCGCAACUGCAUCGAGGAGAGGCUGAGGCUGGAGGACGAGAACGAGAAGCAGGAACGCCUCCUGAUGAGCCUGCUGCCCAGGAACGUCGCCAUGGAGAUGAAGGAGGACUUGAAGCCACCGGAGAGGAUCUUCCACAAGAUCUACAUCCAGAGGCAUGACAACUGUCAGUUUGCUGUUUUUCCACCCAGCAUCCUGUUCGCUGACAUCGUGGGUUUCACAAGUCUGGCUUCCCAGUGCACGGCGCAAGAGCUUGUCAAGUUGCUGAAUGAACUCUUCGGCAAGUUUGACGAACUGGCCACAGAAAACCACUGCAGGCGCAUCAAGAUCUUGGGAGACUGUUACUACUGCGUCUCUGGCCUGACCCAGCCCAAGACUGACCACGCCCACUGCUGCGUGGAGAUGGGCCUGGACAUGAUCGACACCAUCACGUCGGUGGCGGAGGCCACGGAGGUGGACCUGAACAUGCGUGUGGGUCUGCACACGGGCCGGGUGCUGUGCGGGGUGCUGGGACUCAGGAAGUGGCAGUACGACGUCUGGUCCAACGACGUGACGCUGGCCAACGUGAUGGAGGCAGGCGGACUGCCUGGAAAGGUGCACAUCACCCGGACCACCCUGGAGUGUCUGAACGGGGACUACGAGGUGGAGCCAGGCUACGGGCACGAGAGGAACGCCUUCCUCCAGAAGCACCACAUCGAGACCUUCUUCAUCGUGCCGUCUCACCGGAGGAAGAUAUUCCCCGGCCUGAUCCUGUCGGACAUAAAGCCGGCCAAGCGGAUGAAGUUCAAGACGGUGUGCUACCUGCUGGUGCAGCUCAUGCACUGCCGCAAGAUGUUCAAGGCCGAGAUCCCCUUCUCCAACGUGAUGACCUGCGAGGACGACGACAAGCGGCGAGCGCUCCGCACGGCCUCGGAGAAGCUGCGGACCCGCACCUCGUUCUCCGGCGGCGCGGUGCAGCUCUCGCCCGGCACGCGCGUCAACCGCUACAUCAGCCGGCUGAUCGAGGCGCGGCAGACCGAGUCGGAGACCGCCGACCUGCACUUCCUCUCGCUGACGUACCGCCGCGCCGAGCGGGAGAGCAAGUACCACCAGAUACCGGACGAGCACUUCACCAGCGCAGUGGUGCUUUCCCUGACGCUCGCAGCGCUGUGCGGCCUGGUCUACCUGCUGAUAAUCCCGCAGGGAACGGUGGUACUGCUCCUUUUGGUGCUCUCCGUUUGCUUCCAUCUCGCUUGCAUUAUGUACCUGCAUGUCACUAGCGUUCAGUGUAUCCCAGGCUGCCUCACCAUCCGGAUCAGGACGGCUCUGUGCGUGAUCCUGGUGCUCUUGGUCUACGCGGUGGCUCAGGGGUGUGUGGUGAGCUGCCUGCCCUGGACCUGGGGUGGCAACUCCAGCGCCCCGGACUCGGGGUCGGACCCGCGGGGGGGGGAGAACGGCACCGCCCCGGCCCUGCCCUGCGAGAGCGCCCCCUACGCCUUCCUGUCCUGCGCCGGCGCCACCCUCACCCUGGCCCUCUUCCUGCGCGUCUCCUCCCUGCCCAAGAUCGUCCUGCUCCUGCUGCUCAGCGUCCUGUACGUCACCGUCCUGGAGGUCAGCGGCUUCAGGAAGUCCGUUGGGGGCGGGCUUGUCUCCCCGCGCGGGUACGAGCGCGAGUACGAGCGCGGGUACGAGCCCAUCUUUGCCAUCCUGCUGUUUGCCAGCGCGCUGAUUCUGCACUCCCGGCAGCUGGACCUGAAGCUACGGCUGGACUACCUGUGGGCCGCGCAGGCGGAGGAGGAGCGGGACGACAUGGAGAGGGUGAAGCUGGACAACAAGAGGAUCCUCUUCAACCUGCUGCCUGCGCACGUGGCGCAGCACUUUCUGAUGUCCAAUCCGAGGAACAUGGACCUGUACUACCAGUCCUACGCCCAGGUCGGGGUGCUCUUCGCCUCCAUCCCCAAUUUCAACGACUUCUACAUCGAGCUGGACGGGAACAACAUGGGAGUCGAGUGCCUCCGCCUCCUCAACGAGAUCAUCGCCGACUUCGACGAGCUCUUGGACAAGGAAUGCUACAAGGACAUUGAGAAGAUCAAGACCAUAGGAAGCACGUACAUGGCAGCUGUGGGUUUGGUGCCCACCACUGGAACCCAGGCCAAAAAGUCCGUCUCCUCACACUUAUGCACAGUAGCGGACUUCGCCAUCGAGAUGUUUGAUGUGCUGGACGCAAUCAACUACCAGUCCUACAACGACUUUGUGCUGCGAGUGGGCAUCAAUGUGGGUCCAGUGGUGGCGGGCGUCAUCGGGGCCAGAAGGCCCCAGUACGACAUUUGGGGGAACACGGUCAACGUGGCCAGCCGCAUGGACAGCACGGGCCUCCAGGGCAAAAUACAGGUCACGGAGGACGUGUACCGCACGCUGAAGGGCAGCUAUGACCUGGUGUGCCGCGGCAAGGUCAGUGUCAAGGGCAAAGGGGAGAUGCUGACUUAUUUUCUGGAGGGGAAGUGCCCGGGGCCCGGCUCCCAGGGCAGAUCAAAGGGCCUGCAGCGCCCGGGGCAUCCGUGCGGCCGGCCCGGCUUCAGCCCGGCCACCAUACAGACCACGUCCACCAUGGCGAACAGCGCCGUCCUGUACCUCCCGUCCGUGUCCCUGUCCCUCUCCGUGCCAGCAGGGAAGGAGGCGUGAGAGAAGACCCCCAGUCCCGCCACCCCACUCCGCCCCACCCCCGACACCCGCACCCCCACACCCACCCCAAAACAAUCGAUCGAGGGUCUUAGGCAAGCGGCUUCAUCGAGGGCCCCCCUGCAGUGCAACCAAAGAGAACCUUGAGUUCUGUUACGAAAAUCACUUUAGAAACUUUUUUUUUUUUUUUUUUUUUUUUUUUUUUAAAAGGAACUUGUUCAGAGAGGUUACAAGGGCUAACGACUCUGUUAGGACUGGUUCCCGAGUGAAGUUUUUGGGAAACGUAAAUCGCCACAAUGUUGAGCCAGGUUCUUCUUCUUCUUCUUCUUCUUCUUUGGAUUUUACCCACGGGUGGUCCACGUUCGACGCUGACUGUAAUUAACGACGGUUCUGCACCUCAACCAGUCGACAGCGGUUGAGAGAACCUGCGGGGUUCGUUCAGGGGUUACGAAAACCGACCUCGAAUAAGAAGGAGGAGGAUUUUUGAAAGACGAUUCCAGACGACGACGAGGAGAUAUCCCAUGAGCACCAGUAUCAUCUCCGAAGGAAGAAAAUAUGUCUUCCCUCCGUGUUUUCCAAUGUUGAAAAGACUUCUUCUUUUGGCCUCCUCAAACUGCAACGGUCUGUGCUGGCUACGGGAGACCGGCACAUUUAUCUUAAAGAGAGCUCUGAGUUGCACAGGAUUCUUGCGGCUUUUCUUUCUACAGUUCAGUGACCUUUCGCUGUUGUGUUGAUCAUUUGGCUUUAAUUUAAAUUUCUUCGUCUGUAGGAUUUAGCGGGCAUGCCUCUUUAAAAAAGUCGAUUGGUCUUUUUUCCUUUUUAUCCUUUUUUUUUUUUUGCUGUUGCCCUGGAUACACUCAAGCAUGCAAUCACAACGCCAGUGUCCGCGAAGUUACGAUGUAUUUUUUAACCAUCCUCCAAGUGUGCCAUGGUACAGUAGCUGUUUAUCUUUCCAGUUGUUUGGAGUCGGGGAGUAUUUUGAUACUACUGUUAUAAAAUUGAAUAAUUAUAGCCGUCUCAACAACAACAACAACAACAAAAAAGAGAUUCUAUUUUUAUGUCGGUGUUUGUGGGUUUUUGAACAGCCUUAAACUGUAAUUAAACAUCACAAACAGGAUUUUAAUGGCGGAUGACAGGGGGGUGUCUGGUUUUGGCCGUCCUCGCUUCCCUCUCUGCGGAAAGAACCGAAAGGAUUUUACCGCCCAGCUGCACGUCAGAUGCUGGAUUCACCCGUACCUCCGUUUCGCGGUCGCGUUUUUCCCCCCAAAAAACUGCGCCGAGCCUCUCGGUGCCGGCUGAGCCGUCCCGCGAGCAAACAUGCACAAGUAACGCAGUGAAAGGAACGGGACCAGCGGGUAAAAGAAACUGCAAAACUAGGGCUGCUGGUUCUUUCGGAGUCCCUUCCUAUACCCAGUUUAUCAGCCUGUAACAAUAGUAUCAGUAGGUCUGUCUUUAGCAUUGUCUCUUAGCAGGCUGCUGGUUGGCUGUUAACUGCCAUUCUCAGCACAGAGAUUUCUUUACUUAAAGUGUGCAGUAAAGUCUCAGACAGUACGGGGUUUUUUUUUUGUUUUGUUUUUUUCUCCUGCACAGAAAUCAAGACAGCUGGUGGUUGUGCUCCGUGUUAUCUCUAAUGGGGAGGGUUAUCACGAGAGGGAAGUGGCAUGUUGUGUCAAAGGAACGAGUUACCCGCUCUCAUUUUCACACACACACACACACACACACACACACACUUCACACGCACACACACACACACACACACACACUUUGCACGCGCACACACACACACACACACUCUCACACACACACACACACACACACUUCACACUUCACACGCGCACACACACACACACACUUCACACUUUGCACGCACACACACUUCACACUUCACACGCACACACACUUCACACACUUCACGCUCAUCUCAGGUCCAGGGGUGUGUGAUUAGUGGAUGUUAAAAUGUGUGUGUGUGGGGGGGGGGGGGGGUCGUCUGAAACGAGGGAUGGACAGGUGAAGGGAGAAAGGGGUAUUCUCUCUCUCUUUCUGAGUUAAGAAGGAAGGUAAAGAUUGAUGCUGAACCCAGCUGAUAGAAAACUCUAGAAAUAAAGAAAAAAAAAGCAGAUCAUGCCAACUUAAGCUAUUGCAUGGCUUUUCACUAAACUGAGCAUUUGUACAGUAGAUAUGUUCUUCCAGGAUACUGGCACAUGGCCCUGGGAGUAACAGUAUGGUAGUUUUAAACCUUUAGGUUUUAAAUCUUUCAUUAAAUUGUAUCUUUUUUUGUCCUCUGGAUAUUUUCUCAGUUGGGAGUAGUUGUUAAAAUUUUUUUUUUUUUUUAAAUUUUCAUUAAAUGGCCACAGUUUGGCAGUUUGUAAACAGGAGUUCUCGCCUCCCUGUUCCUGGAACGUGGCAGCGCUGCUCGUAACUGCUGCUUGCGGCUCUGUUGCAGUACCCAGUGAGGUCAUCGCCUCAUAGGGGCGGGGCUUAAUGGCUGAACCGCCCUGUGGCCUGGCGCACAAACAGGUGUUAGCACAGCCUCUGGGACUGGCUCCGGUCGUUGUCUCCGAUUUAGAGCUGAAAGGUUAUGUUUUUUUUUAUGCCCGCUUGUUGACAUACAGCACCUCAGAUCAGUUACGCGAGGUUCUCCGGCAGCGCAUUGUGUUAUCAAACGCAGCGAAAAGGGCAUGUUUGCGCACAGGGAUGUAUGUUCAGUCCGCCCGACCUUUCAUAUCUGAACCUAGCUAUUCAGUUCAAAACACUUUAACCACCUGCCAUUAAAUCAAUUACCCACCCAGUUCCUUCAGCGGUUGCGUUUCUGUUUUUGAAAGGCAGAGGGACAAGCCCUAAAAAGCAAACCACUCCCGUGUUGAUUCGCUGGUAUCGUACAGUAGUUUCCUAAUGGCUCCACGGGCUGGUUUGAACGGUGUAGAUAAGGACACCCGUAACCUAAGCUUCUCACUGGUGGUUUUACAUUGUGCUGAAGGUUUACAAAAGAAGCCACCAGGUAUAAGGAUGUCUUUUCAUCUGAGCAAUCUGAAAGAAGGCUGAACACAUCACAUGCUUUAAGGGGUGGAUGUGUCCCAGAAAUAAAUGUAUUUUAGCACAGAAAGGGUAAACCUCUCACUGCCACCUGGGCCUACUCUCAGUAGAUCGCACAAACCUGCUAAGACAAGCUAAACGUUAUUGACUUUUACGUUCAUAAUCUAUACAGACCUACAUUAAUAACAAUGUCAUUUUUCAUUUACAUGUAUUACUAGCUAAAUUUUAAAAUGUUAUUGCCUUUGAAGCAUUAAGGCCUUUAUAUUAUUAUUUACAAUAAUUAUUAUUAACUUUACACAGACUGACAUUUGAGAAAGCAGUCCAAUCUGAUGUAGAAACCACCAUACGGUUUCAGACAUUCUUUUCACUGCCUGAACCCUCUCAACUCUGGAGAUAAACAUCUUGACGUUGCUUCCGAAACAAAACAAAAACAUUCGACAGGCAAAAAGAGUACAUGGCCUUAUUUCUAUUGUUGCGAAAGUGAGGUUUCAUGAUUCUCACAAUGGACAGAGCUGUAACAAGCCAUUAUAAUCCUCCAGUCGCUGACCCAUGUGACCCAAUCAAAAGGUUAUGCCCUCUAUAGCAAUGCAGUGCAGAAUGAGUGAGUCAGUGACAGCAUAUCGUACUUCUGUCCAUUUUUGGUUUCUUGAAGCUUCGCUCUCUAAUCACUACUGAGUGAUUUCUUUUUCUUUAAUCUUGUUGUGUCCGGGUUUAAAAUAUUUGCCUUUUGGAUUAUCGCAUUUUAGUAUUCUGUACAGGAUUAAUUUUGUAAAUAAACCGAGCGGCACCAUGUGGAUUAUAUACUCUGUAAAAACAGGUUAUUUCGGGUUUCGUAAUCAAUACAUCUUUUAUAACAGUAAGUGUAAAAGUACAAUAUGUCAGUUAUUACCCAAUGAUAGGUAUUGCUCUGUCUUUGCAUCUAAUAAGCCUUCCAAUACAUUGUGCGUAUUGAUUAUGAUGUUUGAUGACAAUGAUGCUUAUUAUUAUUAUUAUUAUUAUUAUUAUUACUGUUACUAUCAUUAUUAUUUUAAGCCCCAUUAGGAUUAACAACUGUUCAACAAUUCACUUAAUUAUUUUUGAAAAGUAACCAUCGUAACCGAAUCACCUUUUUAUUUAAACAGAAAUAAAUUAUUUUUAGUAAAAUAAGUUGUAGAGGACAUCUGUGUUGCCAGUUGCAACUGGCAUCUUUAUUUCGGUAAGUGUUGAAGAAUUUUUUCGGUGAUUCCUAAAUACUUCCUUAGCUGAUAAUCAGUAGCAAUAAAACUGCACUUAGAGUUUCAAAAAAAUAAUAAUAAAUAUACAUUUGUUAAUAAGACUUAGCUGGAUUCCUAAAACCCUUUUAUUCUGCACAUAGGAGACCUAUUUUUUCAAGUUUCAAGGCAUGCAGGUAUACGGUAUUAAAAGUCUGUGUGUCUGUUCAAGAACAGCAUGCCACUGCAUGCUUCCGUUCACUACUCUUGUUUCUUUUUUUUUUAUUUUUCUUUUUUUUUUGAUUUGUCAAAAUAUAUGAUUUAAAAAAAAUUUCUGUACGAUUUUGUGAUUACAGUUUUAAUACUGCACAGCUCCUCCCUUUGGCUGUUUAUAAUGUGGUUUUAUGACAGUAAUAAUUGAUGUAUUAGUUAUUUUUUAAGUAAUCAUUUUUUAAGAAAUAUAAUCUAAAUGAUGGAAAGGCCGGUGCAGAACCCGGGGGGGGUGCUCUCGGAUACCGUUGUCAUGGAUACGUUCCGCAGGGCCCCCCUGGGGGGAACGCGUUGGUUUUUUUUUUUUUGGCUAAAGCAUGUACCUGUACCCACCCGCCUUACUCUGGGAUCGGCCCUCUGCCCUGUGACCGUUCUCAAAGUGGUGGUGGUGGGGGGGGGGGGGCGGGAGUCGCCUCUGUCCUGCAAACCCAAACCCUUCUGUCUUGUAUGCAUGAACCGGUCAAAGAAGAAGAAAAAAAAACAAAAAACGAACUCCUAGCUCUCAGUUAAAUGCAUGAUGAGGAAAACUGCCUACUUGAAUGUAGUCUAUAGCUUUCCAGGGUAUCCAUACUCACCCCCUUGUUCAGUGCUUUGUGUUGUAUGCAGUUUGUGACUGGGGUGGGGGGUGGGGGUGGGGGGGGGGGUGUGAGGCCCUCCUUCCCUUCUACACCCAGAUUUCCAGUAUUUGACAUGUGCGCAGUGCAUCGUGGGAUACUUUAAACGUGCCAACGCGCCGCCACCGUCGGAGCUCAGCCGCGGAAUCGAGAGUUUCUGUUUGCGCGCUCGCUAGCUUUAUUUCGAUAAAUUAUUAAUCACAUUUUUUUUUUUUUUUUUUUUUUUGAAGAUAGGCCCUCUAGAGAAGCCCGUUCGUUUAAAAAAAAAAAAGAAAAAAGAGAAAAAAUCCGGUCACCCGUCCCGUGGGAGGGAGCGCAUCCGAAUUCUCAUGGCAGCGACGCAUUCUGCAGCUCCGCGGCCGAACCAGCCCCCCCCCCCCCCCCCCCCCCGCGUGUUUACACUCACAACAAACACGGCUCUCCGGCGGGCCCGAAGCACAGCGUUCCCAAAACGAAUCCCAGGUCCCUCGUUUGCUGAGAGCCCUCCACCAAAAACAAAAAAAAACAAGAGAGACCCCCUGGAGUCCUGUAGUGGUUUUAUAAGACCAGCCUGCCGACGCAGUUCCUCGUCUUCAGCUGCCCUGCUGUAAACAAACUGUGUCGCAACUUUAAAAACCGACAAUUUAACAUUCAAAUAAAAAAAAUUUUUUUUUUUUUU
Messenger RNA from Anguilla rostrata (American eel), 9642 nucleotides. RefSeq names its product adenylate cyclase 1a (gene adcy1a). NCBI's taxonomy places the organism in Eukaryota, Metazoa, Chordata, Actinopteri, Anguilliformes, Anguillidae. Gene Ontology annotation, cellular component: plasma membrane. Gene Ontology annotation, molecular function: adenylate cyclase activity. The record is from RefSeq and is a predicted model, not a curated record. Gene Ontology annotation, biological process: cAMP biosynthetic process; adenylate cyclase-activating G protein-coupled receptor signaling pathway; intracellular signal transduction.